This is a messenger RNA of Tarenaya hassleriana, 1499 nucleotides long. Its product is annotated as heat stress transcription factor A-6b. Gene Ontology annotation, biological process: regulation of transcription by RNA polymerase II. The transcript is spliced from 2 exons. The coding region runs from base 231 to 1370 and encodes 379 amino acids. The record is from RefSeq and is a predicted model, not a curated record. Gene Ontology annotation, molecular function: DNA-binding transcription factor activity; RNA polymerase II cis-regulatory region sequence-specific DNA binding. Lineage: Eukaryota; Viridiplantae; Streptophyta; Magnoliopsida; Brassicales; Cleomaceae. Gene Ontology annotation, cellular component: nucleus.
CCUCCCCUCACACCAUCGCUUGCACCAUCUCUCUCCAGAUUUUUCAAAGGUCCAACCUUUCAGUGUUAUUUUCUUCUUCUAUAGGGUUCAAAUACCUCACAUUUCUGCGUCAGAUUCGUCCGAUUUCAUUUCGUAUCGACCCGUGUUGAUAUAGUAUUCAACACUUGGCCAGAUUCAUUGGAAACCCACAAAAAGAUCGGGACUUUUCUUCGUUUCCGCUCUUGAAAACCAUGGAUCCAUCAUAUCGAGCCAUAAAAGAGGAGUUUCCAGGAAUCAAUAACUCAUCAUCAUCAUCAUCAUCAUCAUCAUCACCAUAUUCGUCUUCCACUUUCAUCUACUCAACCAUGGCCGCCAAUUCGAGCUCUCCUCAACCAAUGGAGGGUCUUCGCGAAUCUGGGCCACCGCCUUUUCUGACAAAGACAUACGAUAUAGUUGAAGAUUCAAGAACUAAUCACAUCGUGUCUUGGAGCAAACACAGCAACAGCUUCGUUGUCUGGGACCCACAGGCCUUUGCAAUGAGUCUCCUCCCCAGACACUUCAAGCACAGUAACUUCUCCAGCUUCGUCAGACAGCUCAAUACCUAUGGUUUCAGAAAGGUCAAUCCUGAUCGGUGGGAGUUUGCAAAUGAGGGGUUUCUAAGGGGGCAAAAGCAUCUCCUCAAGUCCAUUAGGAGAAGAAAGUGUAACAAUCAACAGCAGACACCACAACAACAAUCUCUAGAUUCUUGCGUUGAAGUUGGAAGGUUCGGUCUUGAUGGAGAGAUAGAUCGGCUAAGGCGUGACAAACAAGCGCUCAUGAUGGAGCUCGUGAGGCUGAGACAACAGCAACAGAACACCAAAUCUUAUCUGACGUUAAUGGAGGAGAAACUCAAGAAGACGGAGACGAAACAGCAACAGAUGAUGAGUUUCCUUGCACGGGCGAUGCAGAAUCCCGAAUUCGUGCAACAACUUGUCCAUCAAAAGGACAAGAGGAAGGAGCUAGAAGAGGCGAUCAACAAGAAGAGAAGAAGGCCGAUCGACCGAGGGACGAGCAAUGUCAUCGAUGUGGUGGGUGAUGGUGAUAAUGAUCAUGGCCAUGCUGAUGCAUACCUUGAUGACAUCAAACAAGAAACAUACCAAGACAUGUCUGAAUUCGGCGUGUUAGAAUUGGACAGACUUGCUAUGGACAUCCAAGGACAUGGAGACAACACAAAGGAAGAGUGCUGUGUGAAUGUGGAAGAAGAAGAAGAAGAAGAUGAAGGGUUUUGGGAGGAUUUGUUAAAUGAAUAUCAUAUUAAUAUUCAAGAAGAUUUGGGGAUUUUGGGAGGUGAAGAGGAGAAUGUUGAUGAUUUGGUAGAGCAAUUAGGCUGCUUGGGUUCAAUUCCUCGCUAAUUAUGGGAAGAAGAAUUGUUUGAUGAGGAGAUGAUUAAUUUAAUAGUUUGGUUUAAUUUGCUCUUAAUUUGCUUAUUUUGUUCAAUGUCCCUAAUUAAUGGGCAUUAAUCUUGGACUCAUUAAGGUUAU